AUGAAUACAGAACUUAUUUCUGAAGAUUCAUCUUUUAUUUGUGUAAAAUCAUUUUCAUCAUGGAUUGUGGAUUUUUAUUUUACAAAAAUCUAUGCAAAACAAAUAAAAUUAAUAAAUAAAUCUAUUCAACCAAAUAAUCUUAUUGGAUUUUAUGAUAUGUUUCUUAUUUAUAAAAGAAUUCAAUCAUCAUCAUCAUCAUCGUUGACAGAAUUUAUUCAAUUAUGUAAAAAUAAAUUAAAACAAAUAAAAGAUAAUGCCAUACUUGAAAAUUAUGAGAAGUAUUUAAAUCGUUGUGGUUUAACAGAUAUAAUUGAUAUUUUUCAUCAAUGUCAAUUCGAAUCACAUGUGAAUACAAUUAUUUUAUCAAUUAAUAGUAUUAAAAAUGAUAUGGAUCAAUUAUUUUGUGAAUAUUUAUUGGAAUUAUCAUCAGUAUCAUGGUGUAUUUAUGAUAUAGAAACGAAAUCAAUAACAAUAGAAACAAAGGAAAAUUUAAUGAAAUUAAUUAAUUAUGAAAAUAAAUCUGAUGAACAAAUAAAUAUCAAAAAUAAUAUAAAACAUACAUUAUGUACAUAUCUAUCAUUAUUACUGGACACACGUAAUGAGCAUGCACUUAUUCACUGUCUUAUGAUACCUCGACGAAAUGGAUUUGAACAAGCAACAAUUGUUGAAUUACAACGUUUAGUGAAAAAUUCAUCUUUAACAAUCUAUGAAAUGCUUCUUUCAUUUCUUCGACGCAACGAACUAGUCUCAAAUCGAUCUGCAACAUCACAAGAAAAUUUAAUAAAUAAUGAUAAUGAAUUAUUUCAUAUUCUUAGUAAAUAUUUUAUCGGUAUAAAAGAAUUUUUUGAUUUUAUUGAACAAUUACAAAUGAUAAUUAGGGAAAAUGAACAUUCGAAAAUUGAAUCAAUGGUAACUUUUCGUAAAUUAUUGGAAUUAAUUUCAAAGCAAUUAUGUAAAGAUGAAUCAUUUAAUCGGCAUAAUUUAAUAGUAGAAGACUUGGUUGAAGAAUUUUGUCAAUGUUUUCAAACUAAGAUGUCUGUAUCAUCUGAUGAUACAUUAGUUGGCCAACAUUUUCUUCAAUCUGUUGCUUAUCUCUGUACUAAACAAACAAUUGAUUUACCUAUAUUUAUCUUAAAUGAUGAUCAUAUAGAAGUGGUAUCAUCUAGUAAAAAUCAAGAUCAACAAUGUACAUCACAUCGAUGUUUUAAUUUAUCAACAAUUCAUGAAACAAGUUUCGAAUCAGAUUCAUUAAUAGAUAAUUUAACUACUUCUGAGGAGAUACCUCAACCACAAUCGAUUAUUAAACGACAACCGCUACAAGUAAUUGAUGUAAAUUUAUUUAAUAAUGAAGAACGAUUCAGUGAAAAUUCAAUAGUAUUGACAUUAGUAAGUGAUGAUGAUAAAGAAAAUUUACCGGUGAUAAGAAAAAAACGGCCAACAAUAUCAACAAAAAAUGAACCAUCAAAGCAAUCUAAUAGCAUGCCAUCUCAGUUUAAUAUUGAUGAUUUUGAAAGACUGAGUAAAGUAGGAGAAGGCACUUAUGGCAUUGUAUACAAAGUUUGUCAUCGACCAACAUCACAGAUAUAUGCAUUGAAAAAAAUUCGAUUAGAAGGUGAAGAUGAUGGCGUACCAGCAACAGCUAUUCGUGAAAUAUCAAUUUUAAAAGAACUUCGACAUCAAAAUAUUGUUCAACUUCGUGAUGUUAUACUUACAGAUGCUCGUCUCUAUUUAAUAUUUGAAUAUUUAGCAAUGGAUUUAAAGAAAUAUUUAGAUUGCUUAGGUGAAAACGAAGAUAUGGAUGCCUUACUAAUUCGAAGUUAUAUGUAUCAAAUGAUUGAUGCAUUACUCUUCUGUCAUUGUCGUCGAAUAAUUCAUCGUGAUUUAAAACCACAAAAUCUUCUUGUUGAUACAAAAGGUAUUAUUAAACUUGCUGAUUUUGGUCUAGCACGAGCAUUUAGUGUACCAUUAAGAAUUUAUACACAUGAAGUUGUCACAUUGUGGUAUCGAGCACCAGAAGUUUUGCUUGGUGCUUCACGUUAUUCAUGUCCAGUUGAUGUUUGGUCAAUCGGAUGUAUUUUUGCUGAAAUGUAUACAAAACGACCAUUGUUUCAAGGUGAUUCGGAAAUUGAUCAACUCUUUCGUAUUUUCCGAACACUCGGUACACCAAGUGACGAAACAUGGCCCGGUGUUGUCUCUUUACCUGAAUUUAAAUCAUCUUUUCCACGAUGGAAACAAAGCAGUGAUUUAUCAUCAUUACUUAAUGAUCGAAUGCGUGAUGAUGCACUUGAUUUACUUCUCAAAAUGCUUGUCUACGAUCCAGUGAAACGUAUAUCAGCUAAACAAUGUCUCAAUCAUUCGUAUUUCAAACAAUUCGAUCCACAAAACUUGCCUGUACCGGCACCCGUUGUUGUGCCUGUUGUCAAAGAAGGAGCCAAGUAA
This is a messenger RNA of Adineta steineri, 2439 nucleotides long. The record is from the annotation of a GenBank genome assembly. NCBI's taxonomy places the organism in Eukaryota, Metazoa, Rotifera, Eurotatoria, Adinetida, Adinetidae.